AUGUCAAGUUCUCACCAUCUUUCAGAUAGCAGAAGAGUCGGCAAGCCACCGGCGCCGGAGAAGUCCAACUUUGUGCACACAUGCAACCUUUUGAGUCGGUAUAUUAAGAAGAAAGGGAGUCUCAGAAAUUUGAAUAUUGAAAUUGGUGGAAUGGUGGAGAGCCUCGAAUCCAUAAUGAGGCCCGGAUCAUCGCAACUUACACCCAUUAAUAUAGAAGAUGCUUUGAGUGAAUCAGUUACAAGCAAAGAUGCAAUAAUGGAGCCUGACAAUGCUCCAUUGACAAUGUUUUAUGCGGGUAGAGUUCUUGUAUUUGAUGAUUAUCCGGCUGAAAAAGCCAGGGAACUGGUGCAGUUGGCUAGCAACAUAAACUCCAAUAUGGCUACUGGCAAAGAAAAAGUCAUUCCUGACGUUGGUGUGGCCUCUAGCUCUGCUGCACAAGAAUGGCGUCCACCACCACCCCAAGCUAACGGUUCUGUUGAGGCUGGUGGCAUUUUGUCGAAUACCUUUAAUGAGAAAAUUAAUACUGGUGGUUCUAGCUCUGGCGCACAAGAAUGGCUUUUGCGACAGCCUCGUUCUAUUGGUUCUCGCAAGGCUAAUGACAUAUUUUCGAACCUUGUCAAAGAAAAAGUGGUUGAUGGUGCUGCGGCAUCUAGCUCCGGUGCACGAGAAUGGGUUGCACCGGAACCUGAAGCUAAUGGUUCUCGCAAGGCUAGUGGCCUUUUCUCGUACCCCAUCAUGGAGAAAACGAAUACAGGCGGUGCAGUGAUGUCUACCCCUGGUGUGCAAGAAUGGCUUCCACCACUGUGGGAAACGAAUAGUUCUUGCAAGGAUAGUGGUGUUCUGUCAGAACCUGUAAAAGUGAAAUUGAAUCCUGGUGGUGCUGUGGCAUCUGACUCUGGUGUGCGAGAUUGGCUCUCUCCACAGCCUGAAGAAAAAAGUUCUCGCUUGGCCGUUGGCACAUUGUCGAACUCUGUGGAAGAGAAAACAAACCCUGGUGGUGUUAUGGCCUCAUUAUCUAAAGCACAGAGCAUGAUUCCACCACAAACCGAAGCUAAUGGUUCUGAUUUGCCAAUUGCAAGGAGAUCAUCACUUCAUCGAUUCCUGGAGAAGAGGAAAGAUAGAGCUGUUGCCAGGGGGCCUUAUCAAAUUCAAGAACAGCCAGCAUCUUCUUCCAAGAGUGAUGAACAGCUUGAGCUCAAAUUAUAG
Molecule: messenger RNA, 1206 nt
Organism: Fraxinus pennsylvanica
Lineage: Eukaryota; Viridiplantae; Streptophyta; Magnoliopsida; Lamiales; Oleaceae
Source: the annotation of a GenBank genome assembly